Panicum hallii is the source of this 663-nucleotide messenger RNA. Its product is annotated as early nodulin-93-like. The coding region runs from base 115 to 462 and encodes 115 amino acids. The transcript is spliced from 3 exons. Lineage: Eukaryota; Viridiplantae; Streptophyta; Magnoliopsida; Poales; Poaceae. The record is from RefSeq and is a predicted model, not a curated record.
CUCACUUUCCACCAGUACAAGCCGAGUAGUCCGACAGGUCCUCACCAGCGAUCUGCUGCUGGUCUUUGAUUUCUCGCAAGCCUGCACGUCUUAAUCCCCAGAAAAGACUCCACAAUGUCGACCGUGACCCGUGCCUCCCUGGACCAGAGGCUCGCCAUGGCCAAGCGCUGCUCCAGAGAGGCGACGCUCGCCGGAGCCAAGGCGGCGGCCGUCGCCACCGUCGCGUCCGCAGUCCCAACGCUGGUGAGCGUGCGGAUGCUGCCGUGGGCCAAGGCGAACCUGAACCCGACGGGCCAGGCGCUCAUCAUCUGCACGGCGGCCGGGAUGGCCUACUUCGUCGCCGCCGACAAGAAGAUCCUCUCUCUGGCGCAGCGCCACUCGUUCGAGCGGGCGCCCGAGCACCUCAGGAACACGUCCUACCAGGGCGCCGCCCGCCCGCACCCGGCCUUCUUCAGGCCCUGAUCGUCGUCGUUCGGUCCAACUUCGAGCAACCUCGUGGUCGCUACUGCUGUGCCCUCGAAGACCAGGCUCAGUGUUCUCAGGGAAACUGUAAUAGUGCUUGGGUCACUGUGAUGUAACUACCUUGUAUCAUUGAUGCUACCUCCAAAUAACAAGCAUACUGAACUACUGAAGUAUUGCAUUUCGUCUGUUCAGAACCCUGAA